Molecule: messenger RNA, 252 nt
Organism: Morchella sextelata
Lineage: Eukaryota; Fungi; Ascomycota; Pezizomycetes; Pezizales; Morchellaceae
Exons: 2
Coding region: 1-252 (83 amino acids)
Source: RefSeq, a predicted model, not a curated record
AUGUCGAGCAAUGAUGACAAGAAGGGCUACUAUAUGUUUUGUUGUGAUCGGCUUACGGUAGAAUUUGACAUAAGUGUGUGGAUCGAGUAUGGUAUACUUAGGACUACAUGUACUGACCGGCCCGCCGCUGGUGUUACGUGCCGCACCCCGCCCCCGACCCCCGCCCCCACAGCCACCUCACCGGAAUGGCUGUGGAAUGCGGGGAAGUCAACCCGGAAUACGGUCAAAAUGAUAUUUCUUAUAUUAUUUUGA